This is a messenger RNA of Mytilus californianus (California mussel), 4611 nucleotides long. RefSeq names its product acid phosphatase type 7-like. The transcript is spliced from 10 exons. The record is from RefSeq and is a predicted model, not a curated record. The coding region runs from base 18 to 1775 and encodes 585 amino acids. Gene Ontology annotation, molecular function: acid phosphatase activity; metal ion binding. NCBI's taxonomy places the organism in Eukaryota, Metazoa, Mollusca, Bivalvia, Mytilida, Mytilidae.
ACUGCCAGCUGUUUCAUAUGGUUGAAUCAUAUAUGGUUGACAAAAUGGAGAUACGUAUAUGCAUUGGGAUUAUUUUGUUUUAUAUUCCCAAGUUUUCUUCAUCAACACAUUAUCAAAUACAAGAAACGAAAGUACCUUGCCACCCUUGUCAUGUACAUUUAUCUUAUGGGGACAGUACAUCCGACAUCACAGUGAUGUGGGCUACGGAGAAGAAUUGCAAUUCUACGCUAAGUUAUGGAACCGAUCCAUGGAAUUACCACAGUACUAUUGAUGCUGACAUGACACACUUCGAUCAUCCAAUAUCGAAUGGAUUGACAUGCAUUUACAGAGUACAAUUAAAGAAUCUUCAACCAAAUACAACAUAUUUCUACAGACCAACAAGUGGCGGAAUCAGCAGUGGACCACAUUUCUUCAAAACACCAGAACCGGCAUCGAGCAUAACACCAGAGUUCUUGAUCUGUGGAAAUCAUGGUGGGGACGAGGUAGACAGUGUACCAUACAUAGAUACCGAAGUUCUAUCUGGACAGUACGAUGCAGUCCUACAUGUUGGGAACUUUGCACCAGACCUAAAAAACAAGACAGAUGACAAUACAACGAUAUGCUACCCACGUUCUGGAGAUUUUUACAUGUCAAUGAUGUCAAACAUGGCUUCACGGAUUCCACAUAUGGCAACCCCUGGAAACCAUGUAACAGGAGAUUUAUUUAGCCAUUACAGACAUUGGUUUUCUAUGCCUGGAACAUCGUGGCCAAUGCCCCUUGACAGAAUGUGGUACAGUUUUGAUAUUGGUCCAGUACAUUUUAUCAGCUAUUCGACAGAAGUGUAUUUCCUGGAUAACGAACUAUACAUACAAGCACAAAAUAAUUGGUUGAUGCAAGACCUUACUAUAAUAAAUCUGAAUCGUUCAGCUCACCCCUGGAUUGUGGCCUUUGGACACAGACCAAUGUAUUGCUCUAGUGGUGAUGACUGUGCUACAGCAGAUUCUAAAGUUCGGAAGGGAUUAGAGAAUCUAUUUUUUACCUACGGAGUUGAUGUCAUUAUACAAGCACAUGGACAUUCUUAUGAAAGAUUGUUCCCAUUAUACGAAGGACAAGUUUUGAGUAAUGACUAUAACAAUCCUAAGGGACCAGUUCAACUAAUUACCGGAACAUCAAAUGAUCAUGUAAAUGUAAAGAGUGAAACAACUCAACCAUGGUCUGCUCUACGUAUUGGAGGAGAGGGAUUGAAUAGUUUUAGUAGAAUGAAAGUGUAUAACACCACACAUCUAUUGUGGGAACAAAUAUCUCCCAAAGACAAAAAACUUUUAGAUUCCAUCUGGAUUACCCAGGAGCACCAUGGUCCAUUUAUAGCUCCUAAACCCAAAGAACCAGUAAGCAAACCUAAAGUUAAUAUUGAAGGUGACACCCCUGCUAGUAGCAAAGAUCAAAGUGAAGAAAAAAUUCCCAGUAAAGCCACGGACACAGCUUCUUCAACAGGAAAUGAGAAAAUUUCUGGAAAACCGUCUCCGGUCGUUGAAUUCUUUGAUCAGACAUCGAAUAAAGUUUUAGUUGGUGUUGGUGUCGGAAUUAUCUCACUCGUACUUUUAGUAGGUGUUGUCUUAUUAAUAAAAAAGAAACAGAGAAUAAGAAGUUACAGAAGAUGGGACGCUACUGUCGAUUACGGAAGGAAAUUCUAUUCAGCCUAUUCACAAGUAGGAAAAGAUGAGAAAGACGGAAGUGAUUUUGAAGUAGACUCGACAGAAGGCAAUCCAUCAUCAAAACUUUUAGCCGAUAAAUAAUGAUAGAAGGCAUAGUCAUCAUAAAAAUUGCGCCCACGGAGAACUGCUCAAAGGAGGGAUGUGUUUGAACCUCGAAAAAAAUUAUUAAGACUAAGAGGAGGUCGUGAUGUUAUGAAAUAUCACAGAGAUUCUGCGGGUUCUUUAACACGAGAACUCAUUAUGAAUUAUAUAUAAGUCAUUAUAAUCAACUAUCAGUGAAGAAAUUUUUCAUCCGUUUCUCAUCAUUUUUACUAUUAAACUUAGUGCUUUACAAUUUUGUUUAGGAAAAUUCAAUGUCAAACACCAAUACUAGUAUAAUGUUUAAGUGUGUUUUAUUACUAAUAAUUUAUAAAAUUGACGAUAAAAACUUUAAUCGUAAAUCCUUAAAAAAUAGCGUCAGGAAAAUAAUAAGAAAAAAACUAAUUUUUGUUUAAAUAAUAACGGAAAACAGACGAACACAAUUAGUAUGGGGAUUUUAUAAAACUAUUCGUUGUAAAUAGUUAAGGAGAAUUUAUAAUAUGUGGAAUGUAUAUAGAAUAGUAUUCUGUUUUAUACCUAUGAAAUAUUGUGGACAAAUGUAAUAACUUGAUUUAGUAUAUAUAUAUAUAUAUAUAUUUUAAACCAGAACUGUCUAAUGUUGAAGACCGUGAUCUAACCUCAAAGUGUCCCUUAGGAUUUUUGUGUCGUUAGAUUGUAUAUCCCACAUCUUCUUUAUUCAUAUCUGCUUUCAAAUGUUAAUGCUUAUGUACUAUUAGAUUGGGAUAAAAUUCAACCUUAACAACUAAUACGGAUCAUUUUUGUCUGUUCCCUUAAAAAGUUAAUUCUGAUGUUUUGUGUCUGUUUUUUUUUUAUUCAUGAUUCCUAUUAUCUCUCAAUGUGUUAAAACAUUAAAUCAGAUCAUGACUUUACAAUUUCAUUGCGUGUAUGGAUUUUGUGUCAUGAAUUAAUGCACUCUACCCAUUCUUUUCAAUUCGUAUUGAUAGUAUCAGGUAAAGCUUCUGGAUCAACUGUUUUUGGCGGAAACGUUUUGCCUAUCUUUUAUUUUCUAUAUAGUGUUAUGUAGAUUAAUGUUUGUCUUUUCUUUUAUUCAUUUGACUGUGGAGUUGUCUAUCUUUCAUCGAUAUGCUUUUCGGUUGCCCCUUGUUGUCUCUCAACUUUCUCCAUCAAUUUUGUUGAAAUGAUUUUUGUUAAAAUUACAUUACCUUUUAGAUAAGAUUGAUAUCAACUACUUAGUACUUUGUAAAUAAAUUCUUUAAAAAAUUACAGACAAUUUUGUUCGAGUAUAUCACAACAUGUAAUAUUUUGAUUUAAUAUUAUAUUCAAUUGGUGCUACAUAGGUUUUUGUGAAGAGAAAAAUGGGCAUGAAAAGACUGAAUAGUUCUAAGGUCAUUUUAGUUUGAUGAAAACAAUAGUCGGUCAAUAUAAUAGGGGUAAAAUGGAUAUGACAAUGUGUUGUUGCAGUUUUGACAAUGACAAAUACCAACAAGACGCUAUCAAAGUGUGAUAUUAUUAGUGAGAAAAAAAAUGCUUAUUGCUUAUAUAAAAUAAAUAUAAAUCUGUUCAUUUUUUGCAAAAAAUUUACUCGAAUAUUUACCCAAAAUUUUAUCUCUUCUAAAUUCUGAUGUUUAUUGUGGUCAUGUUGUUAUAGCUAACAAAAAAAUAUUUCCAUUAAAAAUGAAGGUCAGUAAUAUUCAAUAACUGUCACCAUAAAUUUUCAAGCAUUAAUCUAGUAAGAUUUGUAAUGGUGUAUACUAGAGAGAGAGAGAGAGCGAGAGGGUGAUGAAUAUUUGUUUGAUUUAAAUGCAAUUAUAUUAAAUCAUGUAACCAGCGUUAAUACGCGAGACAGGUGAGUAGGUAUAAUUGAAUUGCAUAUUCAGUUAAUUGAUUAUACGGAAUACUAUUUGUGCAUUAUGACUGUUGUUUUUCAAUGUAAAUAGCUUAAAGUAUACGAUCAGAAGAUACGUUAGAUAUUUUUUGCGUUGCAUUAUUAGUGAAGUCGUAGCAAUAGGGAUCACUGCCUAUCAUAUUGUAUCGCACGUUGAUCGUCGUUAUUCGCGACUCCUGAUGAUACCAAAGAGAUUUGCCUAAUAUUCUGCGGAAAGUGCACUUUUACUUUGAUAUAGGAUUCGUUGAUUUCUGCUGGCCUUUCCCAUAACCAUAAUAUGAUGUUUUAAAUUUGUUUGUAAUUUAGGGCAUACAUCUUUAACGUGCAACUUCUCAAAGACCACUCGAUAGAAAUCAACCAAAAAUACACAGACGAGGCACAGACUCUUCUACAUGUAAUGCUAUCGCAGACCUUCUAUUUCAAUAUUUCAUCUCAUAGCUGUAGUAGUCUAUCGAGUAAUCAAAAAGGCAAAUUGAACAAGACAAAUUGGUGUAAAAUCCACCAACUUUGCAUUCAUACCCCAUACAGCAAGGACGGUUAGGUACUUCAAAUUGAAAGUUUUGGGUUAAUGGUUUCUUGCGUUUUCUAUGACAAAAUAAGAAACGGAAGUGAUGUGUCCAUGCAUCCUAAGUACCAAUUAAUAUAAUAUCGGAUUGAAAUUUGUAUGUACAUUCAUGACAAGCUUUUAACUUAAUAGAUUUCAAAAUGUCUGGUGGGAUAUACUAUUAUUUUUUGGUUUUGUUUCAUAGUAGUUAUUUCCAGGAUAAGUGUAUUUUUUCUAAAUGAAAUGUGUAUUUUGCUAUGAAUUAAUUCAAACGCAUCGUUAUUGAAUAUUAAUAACAAUACCACUUAAGGUAUAUUGUUUUGAAUGUUCAUUACUUUUAAUACAAAGAGGAGUUUCUUCUUUGUUCAACCCACGCAACAUUUUGUCCAUAUUUAUAUAUCUAUAUGAAUUAAAAAUUAUUUCUGUUA